AUGUUGGCCAACGGCUAUGAAGUUCUAGUUUACGCAAGGCUGGCAGCACUGAGCCCUCCAAAGGGAGCAAGGCUGACGUGGGCAAGGGAGUGCUGCCCCAAAGGCUGGGGACACUGGGAGAACGGGCAUCCAGAGGCCACCUGUGUCCACGUCACGAUUCCGUGGCUGCCCCUGCCCUGGGCUGUGAGCAGGUUGGGCACGAAUGCCUCCCUGGUGGCCAAGUUCAUCCCCGUGGGCUUCUCCCACCUGGCCCACCUGCAGGGCUGGCUCUUCUUCCUCUUCCUGGGCAUCUACCUGCUCACCGUGGCCAACGACCUAUUCAUAGUGGUCGUGGUGUCGGCCGACGCCACCCUGCAGUCCCCCAUGUACUGCUUCCUGCGCGUGCUGUCAGCCCUGGAGAUUAGCACCACAUCGGUCACCCUGCCCCUGCUGCCCCACCGCCUCCUCACAGGCCAGCGCCACGUGCCCCACAUGGGCUGCACUCUCCACAUGUUCUUCUUCCUCUUCCUCAGGGCCACGGAGUGCUGUCUCCUGGUGGCCACAGCCUAUGACUGCUACACAGCCAUCAAACCCCUUGGCUACCCACUCCUGCUGAGCCACAGGGUGUGCCUCCAGCUGACAGGGGCCGCAUGGGCCUGUGGAGCGAUGCUGGGCCUGAGCCACACCUCCUUCAUCUUCUCCCUGCCCUUCUGCAGCCCCUACGCCAGCCUACAUUUCCGGGUUCUUCUUGCCCUGUUUGCCAGCUUGAGGGAGCGUUCUAACAGCAAGGCGUCACAGGACUUGGAAUCCACACAGGGCCAGAGAAUGAUGGCAGACAGGCCAAAUGCAAAACGGAAGGGUCUCACAGAUGGAAAGGUGUCUCAAGGGACAGUUGCUACAGGAUUUCAGACCCCAGACCCACCCUCCAACACUGGAGAAGACGCUGUUGUGUCUGGGCCACACGCUGGCACAGGGUCCCCAAAUCCCGACACUUGGGCAGGAAUUGGCGUGCUCCUGAGGGGUCAGGAGUCAGAACGCUGA
This is a messenger RNA of Acinonyx jubatus (cheetah), 1020 nucleotides long. Its product is annotated as olfactory receptor 10C1. Gene Ontology annotation, biological process: G protein-coupled receptor signaling pathway. Gene Ontology annotation, molecular function: G protein-coupled receptor activity. The record is from RefSeq and is a predicted model, not a curated record. Lineage: Eukaryota; Metazoa; Chordata; Mammalia; Carnivora; Felidae. Gene Ontology annotation, cellular component: membrane.